Molecule: messenger RNA, 1686 nt
Organism: Ruditapes philippinarum (Manila clam)
Lineage: Eukaryota; Metazoa; Mollusca; Bivalvia; Venerida; Veneridae
Product: solute carrier family 25 member 35-like
Exons: 6
Coding region: 344-1282 (312 amino acids)
Source: RefSeq, a predicted model, not a curated record
AUACAUUCAUAUUUGUCUCUUGUAACACUAUGCAUCCUCCAGGAAAGUGUUAGUCAUUUUAUAAUUUUGAAGGAAUAAUGUAAGAGCAUAUCCUUUAUUUGUUUCUAAUGUAACCGUGCAUUGAUGUGCACAUAUAGUGCAAAUACACAGGAUCACUGUUAUUGUAGUUUUUAAGAAGUGUUGGGUCGAACUUGCAGCCUUUGGAUCUGUAAUAAGACAGUGUUGCCACUGAGCACAAUAUGACGUCUAUAGUGUUCUGAAAGCUCAUGAAUCAUUAGGAUGCAACUAGCUUUAGAACGCGUCUUUAUCACGAAUAUUGGAAGAUAAAUUCAGCAGCAGCAGCAUGACGACGUCACAUAUGAUGGAGUUUGUUUGUGCAGGUUUGGCGGGGUGUGGUGCCGGGAUAUUUACGACCCCGUUAGAAGUUGUAAAAAUUCGAAUGCAACUUCAAGGUGAACUACUUAGAAAAGGACACUACACUGUACAUUAUAGAAACUGCGUCCAUGCAUUUUACACCAUAGUUACCACAGACGGAUUUCUUGCGUUACAGAAAGGUCUAGUUCCCGCGCUCUGGUUCCAACUCAUACAUAAUGGUACCCGGCUUGGGUCAUAUCAAAUCAUCAUCAAUACGGGGUUCACCAAAGAUUCUGAAGGCAACGUGAAAUGGGGAAGAUACUUGCUGGCCGGGGCUGUCUCUGGUGGGUUCGGAGCAGCCGUGGCAAGCCCCUUCUAUCUGGUCAAGACUCAUCUUCAAGCACGUGCAAAUCGUGCUAUUGCAGUUGGUACUCAACAUCAACAUGAUUCUAUGACAAAAGGUUUUAAAAAGAUUCUUAAACGAGAAGGAAUAAAAGGUUUAUGGCGUGGAACAAUGGCGGCGGUACCAAAGAGCACGGUCGGUUCAGCUGUACAGCUGGGGACAUUCAGCACGUCAAAAGAUUAUAUCACCAGUCUGAUGUUAUCCCAGCCAGACAGUGUAUUCAACGCAUUCUUUGCUAGUAUAGUCGCCGGGGUAUUUAUAGUAGCGUGUAUGACGCCAUUUGACGUCGUCGCGACACGUAUGUACAAUCAACCGGUAAAUAAUCAAGGUCAGGGGACGCUUUAUAAACAUGUACCAGACUGUUUCAUUAAGAUACUGCACGAGGAGGGACUAUUGAGUUUCUACAAGGGAUGGGGACCGUCAUUUUUCAGACUGGUUCCCCAUACAAUAUUAUCUUUAGUGUUCUGGGACCAACUUCGUCUUUUGCAUCAUAAAUGGACGUCAGACGUCAGUGAUCCAACAUGAUGUAAUAAACAAUUUUUAAAUGAUGAUUUAGGAUAUAUUUUUAUGUUUAAGUGGUAAAACAUUAAACAAGGUAAUGGAACAUAUAUUGGACGACACACGGCGUAUAUCACAUACAAAGUUUUAAGUUUGGACCUCACUGAACCUGCAUGGUCAAUAUGAAAAUGUUGUUUUUAACUAGCUGCAAUACUGUUUUUUUCUAAUACAUUGACCUUAAGUUUCGCGUUGUGCGUACUAUUUCUUUUGUAGGAAAUUUAUAGUACACAUAUCUUUUGCAACAUGGAUUGCUUAUAUGUAUUCUCUUUACAUAUGAAUAAAGGGAGAUCACUGUAUAAUAUUAUUUCUUCAUGUUUUCAAGAAUUUCCUCCCUUGCAUUAUUUGCUGCUGUAUCUCUUUUUCAUCGUUAG